UAAUCCUUCUCUGUUCAGGCUGAUGCGCGGCGCACUUUAUUGUAUAGUCGAAAUCUGAAGUGUUUUCGGGAUUGGUGCUUAGGAAACGCGUAGUCAAACGGUGUCCAAAUCCGAAACGGCCGUGAUCAUGGAUGAUAAGGAGGCUUUCUGGUGGCUCAGCAACCCCAAGAUCCCGAGAUACCGUGUGAAAUUCAGAAGAAUCAACUAUAGACGACCGGAUAAGUUGAAGGCUGCUGAGCCUUCAUGCAAGGAUCAAAACACGCUAGAGAUUGAAGAAAGUUUAGCUCUCGAGGCUGCAGAGGUUGCCAAGGAUGACCAUGAUACCGCAUUCAUGGAUGUUAUGACUGGAGGCAAGACCUCGUUUCCUGAUGGAGGAGAUGACACAGAACAUGCAAAUGUUGGAGGCAGCUGCUCAGACACGUGCACGGUGGUUUCAACAUCAAAAAUGGAGUGGUUGAAAAAGUGUGAUGGCAACACUAAAGGACCGUCGUACCCGUAGUUCGAGCUCUUAGUCGAGAAAGGGGUGUGACAGGAGUCAGCAGAUAAGAGUUUAGGUAAAACCUCCGACGCGCCAAACCCCAGCCCUGUUCUAAAGAAGUUUCUAAUUAAGAUUUGGUGUUUUCCUUUCCGCAUUAAGGUUUUCUUGUUUUUUUCCUAUACUUUUCGGUUUAAGUUUAUAAACUUUCCCUAAGAUCUCUCUUAUGAUCAAUAAGAAAUCA
Camelina sativa (false flax) is the source of this 719-nucleotide messenger RNA. RefSeq lists its product as uncharacterized. NCBI's taxonomy places the organism in Eukaryota, Viridiplantae, Streptophyta, Magnoliopsida, Brassicales, Brassicaceae. The record is from RefSeq and is a predicted model, not a curated record.